AUGUCGCUUUUAAUGGAACUGAAUCGCCGCAACAAGACCGGCAAUCCCGAGCCCGACAAUAAUUACAUGGAUUCCACUAGAGCCGGGCACAGCAACUGCAUUGGGGCCAACCCCGUGUAUGACAUUCAUCUUAAUGCGCUUGAUUGCAGUGUACCUUCCUGGCCUGAGACCAGUGACUACAGCAAAAAUAAGGCAACCUCUCUUUAUGGCGACUUGGUCGCCGAUCCCUAUUACAGAGGAGGGUAG
Penicillium crustosum is the source of this 246-nucleotide messenger RNA. RefSeq lists its product as uncharacterized. The record is from RefSeq and is a predicted model, not a curated record. The transcript has a single exon. Lineage: Eukaryota; Fungi; Ascomycota; Eurotiomycetes; Eurotiales; Aspergillaceae. Bases 1 to 246 code for a protein of 81 amino acids.